Messenger RNA from Corythoichthys intestinalis (scribbled pipefish), 4406 nucleotides. It is a transcript of the gene creb3l4, whose product is annotated as cAMP responsive element binding protein 3-like 4. The record is from RefSeq and is a predicted model, not a curated record. The transcript is spliced from 10 exons. Lineage: Eukaryota; Metazoa; Chordata; Actinopteri; Syngnathiformes; Syngnathidae. The coding region runs from base 875 to 1879 and encodes 334 amino acids. Gene Ontology annotation, cellular component: nucleus. Gene Ontology annotation, molecular function: RNA polymerase II cis-regulatory region sequence-specific DNA binding; DNA-binding transcription factor activity, RNA polymerase II-specific. Gene Ontology annotation, biological process: regulation of transcription by RNA polymerase II.
ACGCCGCAUCGUCACCGCUUGAACCCAAAUGACUUGCAACGCAUUCACUCGUAGUCUAACUUGGUUUGUUUCGCUCGUACGCCAUGCUAGGGGAGUUUUUUCGUCAUGUCAAAAUGUGCGCUCGAACUGUUCAGACGGCAUUCGUGAUUCCGACAGCUUGUGUUGUUCGGUCGCCAUGGUAACCCGUGUCGUCCUCCAAAGCGGGCGCCCCCCGCCCUCGAACAAAGACAUAGUGAAAGUUGACGUCGGAGUGAGUCAUCUGUCAUAUAUAAACAAUCUUGACAUUGGUCUGGACAGAGUGGUGGCACGCUCUCUGCUGUCUGUUUUGUGCUACUGCAUUCGAAAAACAACGUCUUCCUCUUCCCCUCGACAAUGAGUAAAAAGUAUAGUUACUUAAAAUGUGCACGCCUUUUGGAUACUACGUAUUUUAUGUUGGUCUGCUCUCAUUGAACAUAUUAUUCUUCAUUCAAAAUAGUCUUUAACUUUUUCAGCGCCACUGAUGAUGAUCGGUGCUCGUGCUGUGUCGUGUGUCCUCCCACCUCAAAUAAAAUUGGACGUCGAUGGUCCAAAUCCCCCACGUGAAAUUUAUUGCGCACGUUCACUCGCAGUUUCUCAAAUGACCGCACGGAUGCGGAUAACGGGUGUUUUGCAACAAAGCGAAGCCAAAAACUGAACGAAGAAGAAUAAGGCGGAAGUAAAGAAGACUACCUUUUCACUUCGAGGACGCCGCUUUCCAACUUAUUCAAAAGUUGUUUUAAAAUGUUUUGAAGUGGGGGUUGAGUGACAUUUGGAGAUGAGCGAACACCGCUUCUGACGUCUUCACACCUUAUUUUUCCCCCCGCCGUUCCUUAACUCCAUCGCAGCAUUGACGGAGAUGGAUGCCGAAAGCACCUGUUUCCACGGCCUGCGACAGGAAGUGGCGGCGGCCCUCCCCAAUGGACACCUGCGGGAGAGUACGCUGAGCGACGGCGAAUCCGAAGACGUCCUCCGCGUCGUGGAACCGAACGAUAUAUUUGGCGUCGGCCGCCCGGUCUGCGAUGACGUCACCCAACCGGUCUUCCAGGUGGUGUACGACCUCGACGGCGGCGAAGAGUCGCAGCUGGCCGGGGCCGACGUCAUCGCCGUCCAACUCGAUCCCUGGAGCUCUCAUCACUUCCUGUCUGAAACACGUGUCGUUGGCGAGCAGGAGUGCGGGGACACGCUCGCUCAACAUGUGGAGGGCGGCGGCGAGGCACUGGAGCUGACGGAGGAAGAGGAGAAGCUGUUGAUUCAAGAAGGCGUGUCCUUGUCGGACCACCUCCCUCUCACCAAGGCUGAGGAACGAGUCCUGAAGAAAGUCCGGCGCAAAAUCCGCAACAAGCGCUCGGCGCAAGACAGUCGGCAGCGCAGGAAGGAGUACAUCGACAGGCUGGAGGACAGGGCGGCGGCGUGUUCGGUGCAGAACAAAGAUCUACGGAAGAAGGUGGAGCAGUUGGAGAAACGCAACAUGUCUCUGCUGACUCAGUUGCGCCACCUUCAGUCUCUGGUCAAACACACUGUGAGCAAGGGAGCGCAAACCGGCACCUGCCUACUGAUCAUCUUCGUCUCGCUGAGUUUGAUCCUGCUGCCCAGUUUGAGUCCGUUCAGUCGCCGCGCCUUGGCCGACGACUACCGGCCCACCGGAGUCCUUUCCCGAAACAUCUUGAGGGACCGGGCGUCUGGGGAGACGCUCCCCUCAGAUCCGCCCCUGCCGGCGAAGGAGGCAGACCAGACGGGAACCCACGUGGAAGAAAUCCAACUUAAGCCAGAGGCUUUCCCGUCUAACGCCGCGGCGGGGAACGCUUCCUCCGAGGCGUCCGCCGGAAUUGCCGCCGAGUUGCCGCACGCCGACGAGAUGUAGGCGGCGGGAACUUGUCGGUUUGGUCUACUCGACGACGGGAACUUUUUCUCAAGAAUGAUUUCAAUUUCGUCAACCGAAGACCAAAAGCAGGAGAAUCUGAUUGGCUGUAGUUUGGUGUCAGCUGACCACCAACCAGCUGCUAUGAUUUUUUUCGGUAGGCAGCCUCCGCCUCUUUAUUAAUUGGCCUUUUUUCAAUUUCUUUAGUCUUGUUAUUUCAUUUUUUCCUACGAAUUGGUGUUUCUUUUUUUAAAGAUUUUUUUCUUUUUUUCCCCAUUUCUUUAUUCUCGUUUUAUUAUUAGGGCCUGAGAACCAACUGGCGUGAGACCCCUAUUGGAAUGCAUUCAUUUGUUUUUCAUGGCAAAUGAAAAAAGCCAGUUUGGAGGCCUUGAUAUGCACGGAAACUCACCUAAAUUUGCAAAUUCAUGCGGCUUUGCAUAAAAUUGGAUAUUUUUGCAAUGUUACAAAGAAAUGCAACAAAAUGGCUCGGUGGCACCCCCUUGAAUUUUUCAGAAAGGCCUCUCCUUGUAGGUUUUAUUCAACGUAGAGCAAUGAAAUUUGGGGAGUGGAUACUCCAAAAAGUUUCUUGCACACACAUAUUCCAAACUCAACAGGAAAUCGGGUAUUUUGGAUUGAAUGUGAAACUUUUAUCGACAUACAUUUGAUACUUUGGCGCCGAGGGAGUUAGUUGGAUCCUUCUCAAAAUUGGUGAGACUGUUCAUGAGACAUAUGUGAUCUUAAAUGAUUAAAAUGGUGCUUUCAUUCACAGGCCUGACCUGGGUGGGGUGCCAAAGUCGGUCAUUUUUAUGGCAACAUGCCAUAUUCAGUAAAUGACUAAUGACUCCCUGAUGUACAAGGUGCAGUCUUUUUAAUAUCUGCUGUGGAUGAAAGGAAUCCCAGCCUGAACAUGACUUCAUUGAAAUAUUACUCAUUAGGCUUGGCGCCCCCUAGUGGUAACAGGAAACUACCUUCUUUUUUUUUUUUUUUUACAAGACAGGCUCCUCCUCCAAAGGAAAGAAAUCAAUUGACCUCAAAUUUGCAUCAGAGAAGCCCGAAGACAUGUGUUCAGCUGCCUGAUGAAAAAUUAAUUGAAGUUUUGUUGAAGCUGAGGGGUCCAAACAGGGAAGUUAAAAUGACAGUCACCAUUUUGUCUCGCCACAAAUUUUGGCAGAUAUACAACAUAUCUGCGCCAAACUUCCCGUGCUUGGUGAGAGUCGUACCCUGAAGGGUCAUUUGCAUCAACUCUGCAGCGCCAACUAAUGGCAACGGAAAGUCACUCUUUUACUUAUACAUGUCUAGUUCUUUUCGGUUUGGUCAUUGUACUUACAAGAUCUUUUGUAAGGUGACAUUCUAGGACCCAUCAUAGACUUCAUAAUGAUAUUGACAGGGCGCGGGGCUGAUGAAUAGGGGGCAUGCAUUGUUAGCGUGGCUGUCAAAGCUGACCGAGUGGAAUCACUGACAAACAUUGAAAAUUCUUGUAAAUAAAUGCUUAAAUCCCUGAAUUCUUUAUAGAUAGACAUAAAACUGUCUCGAUUCAAAUAUUGUGAAGAAUAAUGCCAAUGCCAUAGCAGCUAAUUUCUCCCAUAGAUUUUUUUCACGUUUCAAAUGCAUGCAUGGUAUGAUAAUUACCUUGAAUCCUCGGACAAAUCACUCCGGAGACCAUCCUUCCUGUUUGUAUGCAGUACAGCUUUCGUACUUUUUCAGCCUAAAUCUGGCGUUGGAUCGCUGCAUGUGAGCGACUGCGAAUAACUGAAGCGGAUUGUGGGAUGACCGCCUACUUGAAGGCGUGGCGCACUGAAGGUCGAAUCUGACCUGUCAAUAUCAUUAUGAAGUCUGUGGACCCGUGUCUGCCUGUCUCUAUCUGUUGCCAUAACGACUCUCUGUUUGCCAUCAAAAGAAAGCAGAUUUUUUUUCAUGGAGUUGGGCAGCUUAUAGACUAGAGCCAUGAAAUUUGGCACACUUGGUCGAAUUGGCCCAAAAACGUGAAAAACAAGGGAAUACAGACAUUUUUUUUCACUGCAUUCACCCUCUUUUCGCGGUGUUCGUGGUUUUUACAAAAAAACUGCCUUUCCACGAAAACGAGGGAAUACAGCGAAAAAAUUUCACUGUACUCCCCCGCUUUCCCGUGAAAAACGAGGGAAUACAGGGUAUUUUUCUUUGCUUCGAGGGUAUAGUUUUUUGCGGAAAAGCGAGGGAAUAUAGUGAUUUUUUCCCCCUGCUGUAUUCCUCGUUUUUGGCGAAAAAGCAGGGUAAUACAGUGGGGGGGAAAUUUAGCUGUAUUCCCUUGUUUUUCGCAUAAUUGCGGGGGAAUUGAGUGAAAUUUUUAUUUUGCUCUAUUCCCUCAUUUUUUGUAAAAACUGCAAACACCCCGAAAAGUGGGUGAAUACAAAUGAGCAAAAAAAUGUCAUUUUAUUUUAUUUUAUUUUUUUAAACUUUUUUUUUUCCAUUUCUUUCUGUUAUUUUAUUUUUAUCUCAAUGUAUUAUUUUUCUUCUUUACAAUUUGAAUUAAACAUACUUUGUUAGCGCUUGA